Molecule: messenger RNA, 1062 nt
Organism: Hermetia illucens (black soldier fly)
Lineage: Eukaryota; Metazoa; Arthropoda; Insecta; Diptera; Stratiomyidae
Exons: 1
Coding region: 1-1062 (353 amino acids)
Biological process (GO): DNA integration
Molecular function (GO): nucleic acid binding
Source: RefSeq, a predicted model, not a curated record
AUGGCAUGUGUACGGCUAUUCCAAGCACUAUCUUUCAAAGAUGAGAUAGAAAGGUUGGACAAGGGACAACCAGUUCCAGCUACUUCAAAAUUAUUCCAGCUGGCACCGUUCACUGAUUCAGUGGGGAUCCUCAGGGUAGGCGGAAGACUGCGACACUCACUAUUAUCGGACGAUCGUAAGCAUCCAGUGAUUCUAAGUCCUGACUGCAAGUUGUCCGAAUUGAUCGUAAGAGCAUACCAUUUGCGCACUUUGCAUGGAGGCAAUCAAGUAACCCAAGCAGCAAUCAGAAGACAGUACUCGAUAUUGCAGUCUUCCAAAUUGGUAAAAACAUGCAUCCACAAAUGCAUAACCUGUUUUAAAUCAAAUGCAAAACCAGAAGAACAGUUAAUUGGAGCGUUACCUGAAACACGAGUCACCCCUGGAAGAGCCUUGAAAACCUGCGGACUGGAUUUUGCCGGACCAAUGCAACUAAAAUGGUCAUCAGGCAGAGGCGUUAAAACGAUUAAAUCCUAUAUAGCACUCUUUAUCUGCUUGAAGACCAAAGCUUUUCACUUGGAGGUUGUGAGUAAUCUCUCUGGACAAGCGUGUCUUGCAGCAAUCAAACGGUUUGUGUCCUGGCGCGGUUUGUGUUCGGAUUUGUAUUCUGAUUGUGGUACAAAUUUCGUAGCAGCCAGUAAAGAAAUAAAACACCAGUUCAUGCAGAUGAUGAAAACCGUUCAGUCCACGGUAGCUAACGACAAAAUCACCUGGCACUUCAUACCCCCGAGCAGUCCUCAUUUCGGAGGAUUAUGGGAAGCUGAGGUGAAGUCAGUCAAACUGCACCUGCAGAAAGUAAUCGGUGACAGCUUGCUAACAAUGGAGGAAAUGUAUAUGGUUCUCACCCAGAUCGAAGCAGUUCUUAAUAGUCGGCCACUCAUGCCCAUCAGCGACGACGUUAAUGAUCUGGAAGCACUCCCCCCGGCGCAUUUUUUGAUCGGCGAACCACUCAUAUCAAUCCCGCAAGAAACCCCGAACGAAGAACUAAAAUGGAAACUGACACAACAAAUUGUAAAACAAUUUUGA